This is a messenger RNA of Melozone crissalis (California towhee), 804 nucleotides long. RefSeq names its product peroxisomal biogenesis factor 11 beta (gene PEX11B). Bases 39 to 782 code for a protein of 247 amino acids. Gene Ontology annotation, biological process: regulation of peroxisome size; peroxisome fission. The record is from RefSeq and is a predicted model, not a curated record. The transcript is spliced from 4 exons. Lineage: Eukaryota; Metazoa; Chordata; Aves; Passeriformes; Passerellidae. Gene Ontology annotation, cellular component: peroxisomal membrane.
UGACGCCGCCGUACCGGGCUCGGUACCGGGCCCGCGCCAUGGAGGCCUGGGUGCGCUUCAGCGCCCAGAGCCAGGCCCGGGAGCGCCUCCUCAGGGCCGCCCAGUACGCCUGUGUGUUGGCCGGGGCCGCGCUGAGCCGCUCCGGGGGCAGUUCCGCGACCCUGAGCCGGCUGCAGCAGCUGGAGGCGCACCUGAGCCUGGGCCGCAAGCUGCUGCGUCUGGGGGGCUCUGCCGAGGCCCUGGGGGGCGCCCAGCGCUCGCUGCACCUCCCUGACCCCGUGCUGCGCUUCUGCCUCACCCUGUCCCACCUGAACCGCGCUCUGUUCCUGGCCUGCGACAACGUCCUGUGGGCCGGGAAAAGCGGGGUCCUGCCCGGCCUGGCCAUGGAGAAAUGGAGCCAGAGGUCCUUCAGGUAUUACCUGUUUGCCCUGCUGGUGAACCUGAGCAGGGACGCCUACGAGCUGCGGCUGCUGCUGGAGCGCGCCGGGGCCGCCCGCAAGCGCGGCCGCAGCGCCGAGAGCCGCGCCCAGCCCUGCGCCCCGGGCCGGCUGCAGCAGCUCCGGCUGCAGCUGCAGCUCCAGCUGCACCUCCUGCUGCAGGUGCUCAGGGACAACCCCCCCCUGCUGCUGGACCUGCUCAGGAACGCCUGCGACCUGGUGAUCCCGCUGGAGAGGCUGGGGCUGUGCAGGAGCAGCCCCGCGGUGGUGGGCUUGUGUGGGCUCAGCUCGUCGCUGCUGUCCAUCCUCACCAUCCUGCACCCCUGGCUCAAGCUGAAACCAUAAAUUUCUUGGGGAUUUUGGGGGG